AUGUCUCUCCAGUUCAUUGAAAACGACGGCGGCAAGCUUGCCGUUGAGACCCGCGGCCCGGCGAAUGCGCCCCUCGUCGUCUGCUCUCCCGGCCUGGGCGACACGCGCGACGCCUACUACAACGUGGCGGACCAGCUCGUUGCGGCCGGCUACCGCGUCGCCCUCGUCGACCUCCGCGGCCAGGGCGACGCCUCCACGGGGUUUGGCAGCUACGGCGACAGCGAGACGGCCUCGGACCUGAUCAAGGUGGUCGAGACCCUCGCACCGGGCGGUGGCCGCGCCGUCCUCGCCGGCGCGUCCAUGUCCGGCGGCGCCGCCACCAUCGCCGCCGGCCAGCGCCCGGACCUGGUGGCCGGCGUGGUCCUGCUCGGCGCGUUCCUGCGCAAUGGCUCGGCCGGCGCCGUGCUGCGCUUCAUCAUGUACCUCCUGUUCCUGCGCCCCUGGGGCCCCAGCAUGUGGAAGAUGUACGCAGCCACCCUGUGGCCCGGUCUCGGCCCCGACGGAGCCAAGGCGCGCGCGGCGCGGUCCACCCGCCUCCUGACCCGCAAGGCCGACGCCGCAAGCAGCGGCAGCACCGAGAGCCGGUGGGCGGCGUUCCAGUCGCUGAUGGGAACGAUUGACCACGACAAGGACGUCGCGCCCUGGCUGCCCAAGGUCAAGACGCAGCCGGCGCUCGUGGUGGUGGGCGACAAGGACCCGGACUGGAGCCAGCCGGUGGAGGAGGCGGCGUGGGUGGCGAGCCAGUUUGCGGCGGGCGCGACGACGACGCUGGUGGUCGAGGGCGUGGGCCACGCACCGCAGUACGAGAAGCCGGACGUUGUCGGUCCGGAGAUGGUGCGGUUCCUGAAUGGCCUGCGCCAAGGCGACAGCUUCAAGACGUCCGCGUAG
Molecule: messenger RNA, 888 nt
Organism: Sporothrix brasiliensis 5110
Lineage: Eukaryota; Fungi; Ascomycota; Sordariomycetes; Ophiostomatales; Ophiostomataceae
Exons: 1
Coding region: 1-888 (295 amino acids)
Molecular function (GO): catalytic activity
Source: RefSeq, a predicted model, not a curated record